Molecule: messenger RNA, 609 nt
Organism: Coffea eugenioides
Lineage: Eukaryota; Viridiplantae; Streptophyta; Magnoliopsida; Gentianales; Rubiaceae
Product: DEAD-box ATP-dependent RNA helicase 52A-like
Exons: 3
Coding region: 1-609 (202 amino acids)
Source: RefSeq, a predicted model, not a curated record
AUGGAGAAGACAUUGCAGGUGCAGACAGAUAGACCCAAGAAGAAGGGUGAUGGCUCCAGUCAAAGAAACCAAAUUUCAGAGAAAGAUGACGAGGCUGCAAUAGAAACAAUUUUAGAGGCCGUGGCAGAGAAGAAAUAUGCCAAACCCAUGUUGACCCCAAUUGAAGAGAAGUUGAAGUUAGUUAAAGAUGGUGGUGGUAAAUUUGUUAAUGCCACUAAUUUUAACAAAUUGGUUGGAAGCCUAAGAUACUCAACGUUGACAAGGCCUGACAUUAAUUUUAGUGUUGGAUUAAUUAGCAGUAUUGGACGUAAAAAGAAGCAGCUGCCUGCGACAUCACAGGCUAGGCCGAGUGCUCCACGGCCACCUUCGGAUUAUGAUGUUGAGAAGGGUCAAACUGCUAAAACUGGUGCCAUGAGAGAUGGGGGAAUGGCUAUUUUGGGAGCAACAGCAGCAGUUGCAGCUGCCACUAUUGCAGCAGAAGCCACGGACGGAGGUGGUUGCGGAGGUGGAGGUGAUAGUGGCACAGGAGGCGGAGAUGGCGGUGGGGGUGGUUGUGGUGGUGGUGGUGGUUGUGGGGGAGGCUGCGGAGGAGGGGGCUGUGGUGGCUGA